CCUGCAUAUUGUAAUGCAGCGUUGAAUGGAUGAAUAGCUUACAUAAGGGUACCCAGCACUUUUCAGACCACACUCAAGCUUAUGGUUAUUGUCCCCACCACUUCUAAAAACAAACUGACGCCCUUGCCUUCCCUGACGUAGUGUAAUGUGACGGUAAGGUAGUGGUCUUGACUGAAACUGGUCCAAGCAUCUUUGAUUGCUGCAUUUGUGACAUGUUUCAGGUCUGUGAUCAGAUUGCUCUUUUCAACCCCAUACCAAGCAGGAAUCAGAUGAUUUGUUAAACUGUCUCUGUUUGGGGCUUUUGUAUUUUUACCACAAACUUAGUCACUGCUCGGUGACAUUCGUUUAUCCUCGCCUCGAUCAUUUUAUUUCUCCCUGCCUCUGUGAACGGAGUAGCUAGAGGUGCACGAGAGCUACUUGCUGUAGACGUCUCUGAGCCGGUGUAAUGGCCCGGCCAGACUACACGAUUUCAGCCCGAUUUUGCCCCGAUUCUUUCUUCGCAGACGAAUUUGCGAAUCGUACACGAUUUUGAGGAGUAGGCGACGAGAUGAGGUCUUGUAAUGUGACAUGCUUGCGAUCUGCGAUGUUUUCGUCUGCGACGUUCGAAAACCCCACGACGAAAUGUUUGGCAUGUCAGAAUUUUUUGGGGAAUCGCAUGACGUAUACACUGUUGACAUGAGGGAACCACGCCCCCAGUUGCGUGAGGGAAUCCCGCGAACAGCUGGAGCUCACGCGCAGUGUUUACCAACUGCCUUCACUGCACUACGCUGAUUAGGAGUAACAACCGCAAAAAUGAAUUUGAUCAAGAAGAAUGCUAACAAAGAAAACAAGAGAAAAUGGAGCAACACUAUGGAGACAACCUUGGUGGAAAUGUGGCAGCAACGUCCAUGCAUUUUCGACGUGUCCUCAAAGGACUUUCACGAUAGGGUGAAAAGGGAUAAAGCCUGGCGAGAAAUAGCCGACACCCUUGACCUACCUGUUGUAGAGAUAACAACUAGAGCUGCGUCUCUGCGGACACAGUUUGGCAAACUGCUCCAUCCCAAACCAAGUGGGAGUGGACAGAAGGAUGUCACCCUGACCCCACGACAGAAGUGGAUCUGUCAGAGUAUGUUUUUUUUGCGGGCACACAUAGCGCAUAGACCAUCACAAACAACACUGAAUUUUGAUGACAGUCAACAAGAGGCCACAGAAAGCAGUGAGGAAGAGACAGAGGCUGAGGGCCCCCCAGCUAUUACCAACCCACCACCACCAUUCCCACCUAGACCUCCACCUGUCCAGGAGUCCAGAGCCCAGAGAAAAAAACGAAAGCCUACAAGGGACGUGGAGAUGGAGAUGGAGAAGGUGGACAUUCUUCGGAAUGUCUCAAAAACUUUGCUUGCCGCAGGCCAAGAUGUGGAGGAUAUUUUUGGGAAGCAGGUGGCUUGUGAGCUUAAACAUGUGCAGGACAGAACUACACGCUUGAGACUACGCCGAAACAUAAUGUUAAUGCUCUAUGAUGCCCAGGAGAAUGAGCAGAGAACAGCUAACCCUGCUCAAACUUCUUGGCCAGAGCAGAGCACAGGGCACACACCUCUGCAAACCCACCACUUCACCCACAACAUGCCUCCACAGCACAAUACUAUGGGCUACAAUUAUGACUAGUAUCAAAGAGACAUUAUAGAACUCGCCAAUUGUUAUUUUAAUUUAUUUAUUGCGUUUGUUAAAUAUUAGGUAAAUUGUUUGUUCCUUUAUUUAUCGUGUUGCAUCCCAUUGGUUUACUGUCUAACUAUCAUAACACUGUUAUAACGAACUCAUAAAUAAUAGUAUAGUAGUAGUAGUAGUAUAAAUAGAUAGUAUAUAAUAAAUAGUAUAAAGAAAAUGACAAUAAAUAUUUGUUAAAUGUUGAUUUUCUGUCUAACAUAACACUGUUGUAACUAAUAAAUAGUAGUAUAGUAGUAGUAAUAGCAUAAAUAAGUAUAGUAUAUAAUAAAUAGUAUAAACAAGAUGAUAAUAAAUACUCUGUAAAUAUUGGUUUACUGUCUAACUAACAACACUGUUGUAACUAACUAAUAAAUAGUAUAAUAGCGUAAAUAAAUAAAUAGUAUAUUAUAAAUAGUAUAAACCAAUUGAUAAUAAAUAAAUAUCAAUGCAUAACAUUUUCAAAUCAUAUCCUCCUGCCAAUCAACGGAUCCUUCAGAGGAUUGAAAAUAUGCCUUCAGCAGGUCACGCUGGUCUUUAGCAGUGGUUGUGGCAUUCCGCGCCCUACUCAAUGCCACAGAGUAAAGAUCUCCACCUCUUCGCCAUGUUCCGGCAAUGACUCUGUGGUUCUCGUCCUCUCUGUCCACAAAGACUGGAGGCACGUAGGCCUCUGAUUUUUCCCUCAGGAAAUUGUGGAGGGCAAGGGCAGCAAGGGUGAUGCAAGUUAC
Molecule: messenger RNA, 2405 nt
Organism: Gadus morhua (Atlantic cod)
Lineage: Eukaryota; Metazoa; Chordata; Actinopteri; Gadiformes; Gadidae
Exons: 3
Coding region: 793-1641 (282 amino acids)
Source: RefSeq, a predicted model, not a curated record